AUGAACUCUUACACCCAGACAUCCAUGGCGGACUACAGUGGUGGUUUUGCGUACAUGCCUCCGAUCUCCCACGGACUCCCUUCGUUGCCGUCGGAAUCUAUCAGCAGGAUGCCUCCGCCGCCGACGCCGAUACAACCGCCCUCUCACUCUCACCAAAAUCACCCGCAGCUCCCAAUGCUUAUGGUACCAUCGCAUCCAACAUGGCCCAGCAUGUUGACGAACCCGAGUAGCUAUUCAGCUCCUCCAGUGCCUAUACCCCCUUUGCCAGCAGGACCACCGCUCAAGGCUCCCAAGUCUGCGCACUCUCAGUCUCAGCCCCGGAAAACACUGACGGAUGAUGACCGCCGAAAGAUGUGCGAGUACGCCGAGGCCAACCCUGGAGUCAAGCAGACCGAGAUUGGAUCCAUGUUUGGAGUGGAAAGAAGUACCGUCUCAAAGGUCCUCCGAAAUAGAGAAAAGUAUCUCGCUUCAAAGGACCGGGACAGUUCUCCAGUCAGGCGAAACAAGAGCAAGUUCCCAGACGUGGAGAAAGCACUGUCAAACUGGCUUCGCAACGCACAGAAGUCUGGCGUCCCUGUAUCGGAUGCCGACAUCAAGGAGAAGUUCAGGUUUUUCGCAACCACGACGGGCGGCUCAGAGACUCUCAUGUCCAAGACGCACAGCUCGACCUGGUUGGAGAAGUUCAAGCAGAAGAACGGCAUUGGUCCCGGGAGACUUGUGCGCAGGGCCUCCGAGACCAACAUCCCUGACAGCGCGCACAUGAGCCGGGUGUCGCCAGUCCUGUCGACUUCGCACUCGUCAAGUAUCAUCUCGCCUGCGUCGCCGACUGCGCAUCCAUCUCCCUCGCCUCUGUCAGCCAACCGAAGCGACGGAGACCGGGACGGCUUGGACAGUCUGAUGGACUUUACUACAUCACAGGCAGUUCCCUCCUGUCUAGCCAGCGCAAUCAGUCCCACAGCGCCAUUCUCGUUCUCUCCGGACCAGAGCGCUGGUGGGUUCCUCUCCAACGAACAUGCGGGCUCGAAUUUCCAGAGACCACGAAGCCAGACCUUUCCUACGCUCGACCUGGAGUAUCUGAACCAGCAACAGCAGCAGCAAGAGUCAGAGUCGAUGACCCCGAGGUACCACCACAUUUCGGCCACUGCCCCGUCAUCUGCGCUGGACUCGCCCAUGACUGAAGGAGCCGCACCUCCCUUUGGAUCGCAACAAGCUGCGUCCUCCCCGCAGCUGCACAGGACGAACAGCAGCAAUAGUCUCGCGCACAGGUCCUCGAGCACUUCGGUGGGAGGCGGUGUCACGUCGGCGUCCGCAGGGUCAUCCCCGGUCUCGCCAACACAGGAAGAUGCCAGAAAGGCGGCCGACACACUGUUGAACUUCAUACAGAACGCGGUGCCCAACGGCUUCGUCGUCGACCAGAAUGACUACUUGACGAUUGUCCGCCUCACGGACAGGCUCCGGCUGCAGCAGCACCAGCAGACGGGCAAGGGGAUGGGCGGCCUCUCCCGGAUCCCAGAGGGCGAGGUGGAAAUGUCGAGCGGCCCGCCGCACCUGCUGCCCAAGCUCGAGACGACGAUGAGUGCAUAG
Messenger RNA from Thyridium curvatum, 1584 nucleotides. RefSeq lists its product as uncharacterized. The record is from RefSeq and is a predicted model, not a curated record. The transcript has 3 exons. Bases 1 to 1584 code for a protein of 527 amino acids. Gene Ontology annotation, molecular function: DNA binding. Lineage: Eukaryota; Fungi; Ascomycota; Sordariomycetes; Thyridiales; Thyridiaceae.